AUGAUAAGGAAAUUAUCGGAUAAUGAAAAACUUAAUCCUACGGUGGUAAUUGAGUUAGAAUCGAGACUUUUGAGGCAAGAGACUCUGUUGGAUGAAUUUAAUGAAUGUCAGGCAGCCAUAGAAACGGUAGAUGACUCGGAAGAAAACCGAAAUGAGGGCAAUAACCAGCCAAUACUUCAGAAAACUAGUCUAGGAUGGGUAAUAUCAGGUACAGUGAUGUCCAAAAAUAACUUGAACAUUCCAAAUUCCACCUUCUGUAAUUUAAGUACAAAUGUAGACGUUCAACAGCAGUUACAAAAAUUCUGGGAGAUUGAAGAUUCUUCAUUUUCUUCUCCAAAUCUGUCGGCAGAAGAGAAAAGGUGUGAGGACAUUUUCUGUGAAACAGUAACUCGAAAUGAAGAGGGUAGGUUCAUUGUAACAAUUCCUUUAAAGGAGCCCAUUUCUCGAUUAGGCGAAUCAAAACAACUAGCCUUAAAUAGAUUCGAGUCACUUGAGAUCAAAUUUCGAAAAAAUCCUAAAUUCUAUGAGAUGUAUAGUAAGUUUAUGGCAGAAUAUGAGAAUCUAGGUCACAUGACAAGGGUAGUAGAGUCUUCAGUAAACAAUCCAGUAUCCUACUUUCUACCUCACCAUGGUGUGUUAAAUGAGAAUAGUGCGACAACCAAGCUUCGAGUAGUGUUUGACGGUUCAGCUCCAUCUAAGUCAGGGUGGUCAUUCAAUGACUUACAGUUGGUUGGUCCAACCAUUCAAAAUGACUUGUUAGCGAUUCUACUGAGAUUCAGAAAGCAUAAAAUUGUUAUAUGUGCAGAUGUGGAGAAAAUGUAUCGUCAGGUGUUGGUCAAGCCUGAGCAACGAAAUCUACAACAAAUAUUGUGGAGAUCAAACACAUCAGAAAACAUUCAUUCGUAUACUUUAAACACGGUGACGUACGGUACCAGUUCCGCACCUUAUCUAGCAAUCCGUUGUCUAAUUCAACUAGCUAAUGAUCAUCAAAAUUCUCAUCCGGAGGUUUCAGAAGUAAUUAAAACUGAUUUCUAUGUCGACGACUUAAUAUCAGGAGCAGACACGCCUCGAGAGGCAAUCGAAUUAGGUUCUGAGAUAUCCCAUAUUCUAGGAAAGGGAUGUUUCAAAUUGCACAAAUGGAUAUCAAAUGACGAGUCAGUUCUUAAUGUUUUUCAAGGUAGUAGUCCAGUUUCUAACGUAAUGCAAUUAGGAGCCAAGGAACAAACAAAGACUUUAGGUCUGUAUUGGGUUUUCAAAUCAGAUGUUCUGAAAUAUAAUAUUCGCUCUGUGUCUGAGAGCAAGAUCCUAACAAAACGAAAAAUUCUUUCGGAUAUAUCUCGUAUCUUCGAUCCGUUGGGCCUUCUCAGUCCAUGCGUAAUUACGGCGAAAAUUCUUCUGCAGUUAUUAUGGACCUAUAAGCUGUCAUGGGAUGAUGAAUUACCUUCUGAGUUCCAUACCAAAUGGAUAAGGUUUAGAAAUCAGCUUUCCGUUUUAAAUCGGUUAGAAAUUCCUAGGCAUGUAGUAUGCACAUCACCAAUUAACAUCCAACUCCAUGGUUUUGCAGAUGCGGCUCAAAAUGCUUAUGGAGCUUGUUUGUAUGUAAGAAGCAUAGAUUCCAACGGUGUUGUAUAUACUUCAUUACUAUGUUCGAAAUCCAAGGUUGCACCGGUAAAACUAGUUACAAUUCCAAGAUUGGAACUAUGUGCCGCGUUGGUACUUAGUCAAUUAGUAAACAAGGUCAAAUCUUCUAUGAAUAUGAAUUUUGAUAAAAUUGUUCUGUGGUCCGAUUCAACAAUAACAUUGCAUUGGAUCAAAAUGAUACCCAAUCUUCUUCAAACUUUUGUUGCUAAUAGAGUGACACAGAUACAAAAUCUGACAAAAUCCUGUAUAUGGAGGCAUGUUCGAUCGGGUGACAAUCCAGCAGACUUACUAUCUCGUGGUAUAGAUCCCAACCAAUUGUGCGAUUCCAACAUAUGGUGGCAGGGACCAAAUUGGUUAUGUGAAAAUGAAACAAUCUGGCCAAAUGCUUGUCCUGAUCUUUACGAUGAUAAUGCUUUAGAAUUGAAAAAACACGUAUCAUGCGUUGUCUCACAACAAGCUGAACAUUUUCCUUUCCAUCGGUUUUCAAAUUUCAAACGUUUGCAGCGCACAUUGGCAUAUUGCUUGCGCUUUGCACAUAACUCAAGGUAUCCGGAAAGUCGAAAAAUUGGCAGUUUAUCUGCGACAGAACUAAAUGAUGCAGUAACUUGUCUAGUUAGAAUCUCACCACAAGAGACUUUCCCUAAGGAUUUUAAAAAUUUAGAAUCACAAACUUCUGUUACCCCUAAGUCAACCCUCUUACGUUUAAAUCCAUUCACAGAUAAUUUGGGAAUCCUUAGAGUGGGAGGGCGACUACAAAUGUCCAAUUUUGGUUACGAGAAAAAACAUCCUGUUUUGUUGUCUAGUAAGCAUAUAUUGACUAAACUAUUAUUUUCUCAUGAGCACAUUCGUUUACUCCAUGCUAGUCCUCAACUAUUGUUGUCUAGUAUACGAGAAAGCUACUGGCCUAUUGGUGGUAGAAAACUAGCAAAACAAAUCGUGCAUCAGUGCGUUAGAUGUUUUAGGGUAAAACCAACACAGACGGCUCCAAUAAUGGGAGUAUUACCGAGUUCUCGUGUUCAGCAGAAACCUGCUUUUCAUACUGUUGGAGUAGACUAUGCAGGUCCUAUAAUGAUUAAAGAUAAGAAAGGACGUGGAUGUAAACCAAUUAAAUCUUAUAUAUGCUUAUUCAUUUGUUUCACUACUCGAGCUAUCCACUUUGAACUAGUUUCAGACCUAACGACGGAGUCUUUUAUUGGAGCAUUUCGCAUAUUUGUAUCAAGGCGCGGGAAACCCCAUGAGGUAUACUCUGAUAAUGGCACAAACUUCGUUGGGGCAGCAUUUGAAUUAGCAAAAUUUUUACUAAUUCAAAACGAAUCUCUAACAGAGUCAUUUGCACUCGAGGGUAUCAAGUGGAAAUUUAUACCAGCUCAUAGUCCUCACUUUGGAGGUUAUUGGGAAGCGGGAGUCAAAUCUACCAAGUACCACCUUAGGAGAGUAUUGUCCAAUAGUUUGUUGACUUUCGAAGAAAUGUAUACCACUUUAACACAAAUAGAGGCUGUACUCAAUUCCAGACCUUUAACACCGAUUUCAUCAGACCCAAACGAUUAUGAUGUACUAACGCCAGCUCACUUCCUUAUUGGUCAAAGAAUUACUGCCCUUCCUGAUCCUAACCUGAAAGAGAUUCCUGAAAAUCGUUUGUCAAAAUUCCAACGUGCUCAGCAGCUGCAACAACAUUUUUGGACCCGUUGGUCGAAAGAGUACGUUUCGGAGUUGCAGCAGAGAGUAAAAUGGAAUCAACAGUCAACCCCACUUCGAAAAGGCGCCAUGGUCGUAAUUAAGGAGGACCACCUUCCACCUCUUUUUUGGCGGCUAGGUCGCAUCACCCAGUUAUUUCCUGGUCCUGACAAUGUGUCGCGAGUGGCAUUAAUAAAAACAAAAAAUGGUGAAGUGAAACGAUGUUUCUCUAAAAUAUGUGUGUUACCCGUGGAUGUCAGUGAAACGCCAUAA
Anoplophora glabripennis (Asian longhorned beetle) is the source of this 3588-nucleotide messenger RNA. RefSeq lists its product as uncharacterized. Bases 1 to 3588 code for a protein of 1195 amino acids. Gene Ontology annotation, biological process: DNA integration. The transcript is spliced from 2 exons. The record is from RefSeq and is a predicted model, not a curated record. Gene Ontology annotation, molecular function: nucleic acid binding. NCBI's taxonomy places the organism in Eukaryota, Metazoa, Arthropoda, Insecta, Coleoptera, Cerambycidae.